AGAAACUGAUCAUAUCAACCAACUGAAAAAGAAUGUGUAGUGGGAGGGGAGGCAGAUUCUUGAACCCAAAGCUUUAAGCAUCACCUACUUCUGCCCACUGUGCAACCUUUACCUUGUCUUUUAAGCAAAACCUCUCAUCCCCAAUCCAAUAGAACUUCUCUAACCCGCUCCACCCGGCUCUCUCGAGCGGAAAAAUGGAAGCAUAGGUUUUCGUGUCCUCUGGUACUCGGAGUGACGAACUCUUGUGCAUUGACAGAACUUCCCCAUCCGAUGGGUCCGUAUCAGACGCCCGGUGGAACGAGGAGCCCUGCUCUGCCGGAGACUUCUUGCGGGUAUCUACUCCAAGAGCUGCAGAUGAUAUGGGAUGAAGUCGGGGAAGACAGGUUCGAAAGGGAGAAGGUUCUGCUGGAUUUGGAGCAGGAGUGCAUUGAGGUUUAUAGGAGAAAAGUGGACUCUGCGAAUAUAUCGAGAACUCGCCUGCAUCAGCAGUUGGCCGAAGCUGAAGCAGAGUUCACCCAUCUCCUUCUGUCCCUCGGUGAACGGUCUCUGCCUGGCCGGCCUUCUAAGCAGCCAGAGAAAAUGUCGGGAACGCUGAAGGAACAGCUAGAUUCGAUUACUCCAGCUUUGAGGGAGAUGCAACUGAGGAAAGAAGAGCGGGUGAAACAAUUCAGAGCAGUGCAGGGGCAGAUCCAGAAAAUCUCGGCAGAGAUUGCCGGUCAGUCAGUCUACGACGAAUCACCCUCGAGCAUCAUCGUAAAUGAGAACGACCUCUCGCUGAAGAAGCUAGAGGAGUAUCAGAAUGAGCUCCAGAAGCUUCACAAUGAGAAGAACGAUAGGCUUCAGCAAGUGGAGAAGUACACGGAUAGAAUCCACAGCCUGUGCACGACCCUGGGAAUGGAUUCCUCAACGAUCAUCACAAAGGUCCACCCAACUCUGAAUGAACUAUGCGGGAUAUCGAAGAACAUAAGUGAUGUUAUCUUGGCAAAGCUCGAUAGCACCGUCGUAUCUUUGGAGGAAGAAAGACUGAAACGGCUAGAGAAGCUCAAAUAUCUUGGCAAAGCAUUGACCAACUUAUGGAAUCUGAUGGACACACCCUAUAAAGAUCGCCGGACAUUUUCUCAUGUGACGGGUUUAUUAUCCGUCUCUCCAAUGGAUGUGUUGGAACCUGGAAGCCUCACCCUUAAUAUAAUCCAACAGGCGGAAGCUGAAGUCAAGAGGCUGGAUCAGUUGAAAGCCAGCAAGAUGAAAGAGCUCUUUGUAAAGAAGCAGAAUGAACUCGAAGAAAUAUGCCACAGAUCACACAUGGAAAUUCCUUCGAGACCUGAGAUGGAUAAUAUACUGAACCUCAUAAACUCUGGGGAGAUCGAUCAUGCCGACCUCCUCAUGAGCAUGGAUGAACAGAUAGCAAGGGCAAGAGAAGAAGCUUCAAGUAGAAAUGCCAUAAUGGAAAAGGUGGAGAAAUGGGUAUUAGCGCGAGAUGAAGAGCGCUGGUUGGAAGAAUACAACAGGGAUGAGAAUCGAUAUUCAGUCAGCAGGGGAGCCUAUAGGAAUCUAAAGCGUGCGGAACGUGCCCGGGUGACUGUUAAUAAAAUCCCAGCUCUGGUGGACCUAUUGAUAGCUAAGACUAAGAGUUGGGAAGAAGAAAGAAAGAAAGUUUUCUUGUACGACGAGGUUCCGCUGCUUGCUAUGCUGGAGGAGUAUAACGUGUUGAGGCAGGAAAGGGAGGAGGAGAAGCAAAAGCAAAGGGAUCAGAAGAAGGUACAAAGCCAGGCAGGAGUUGAGCCAGAGAACUCGAUCAGGUCGAGACCAGGUACAAGCAGUCGACGCUUGUCGAAUAGGAGCUUGAAUGGGGUUUUUGGCAAUGCUUCCCCAUUGAACGGGAGGAUCCCAUCAGGAAUCCCGCAGUUAGAAUCUAAUAGCAUCAAUCUGGGGGCUCAAACUACUUCCUUCAGAAAGGAAGGAAGAAAGAAAAAGGCACAAAAAAUGCUUUCUCGACCUGGAUUUAUGACUAACGGCAAAGACGAGACUGCUUCAGUAGUCUCCACCUGUUCCGGCCCCUUAUCCCCUUGAACUUUAUGCCCGAUUCAUCAUCUUCAAGUCUGAUUAAAAUAAAACAAGGCUGAAUGCCAAAUAGGGGGUAUGUUGAUUUUCUGAAUAACUUUAUUAGGCUUGACGAAUAACUUGAGGUUUUGUAAUAAUGUCCGAGUCGUGGUUUUGUAUGAGUUUGAUUCAAUCUUUUGUAUUUAAUUCUCUUGCUUACUGUUGUUAUUUCGAUAUUUCGGCAAUCUUACUGGAUUUGGAUGCAAAAUUUCCACCUUGUAAGCAUUGAAGCAAGUAGUCAUUGCCAUGCAUUUCAA
Punica granatum (pomegranate) is the source of this 2357-nucleotide messenger RNA. NCBI's taxonomy places the organism in Eukaryota, Viridiplantae, Streptophyta, Magnoliopsida, Myrtales, Lythraceae. The record is from RefSeq and is a predicted model, not a curated record.